UACAGAGAGGAACACUUAAUUCUUGAGUGAUUAUGCAAAAUAUUAAGUAUGGUAUAUAAUACAUUAGAUAUAUAGUUAAUUGUUUAAUUGGUUUGGUUGGUUAGGAGUAGGACGGGUCCAGGUGAAGGGUAGUGGUGUCCCAGGACACCCCUAAUGGGAGAAAAAUUAAUUAACUCUCGAUAGUAGUUUGUGUACGAGAAAAAGGUGGGGGAGGGGGGGGGGGAAUGGUAGUAUAUUUGAUUCUAAUCUAUAACAUAGUUGUUAUUAGUGAGCAUUUUUUCCUAUAUGACUAUACUUCAUUUAUUAUUAUUGUAAUUUUGCCAUAAAUGUAUAACCCACGAACUACUCCUUAUACUCAUCGUAUUCUAACACAAGAUUUUCUACUGAAUAGUUUGGUCAUCUUUCUGAUUCUUUUCGACUAUGGGAAAUUCAUAAUUAUUAUCGUUGUGUUAAAAAUGAAGAGCCAUUUUGUGGAUUAAAAGGAACUGAUGAAUUAGCCGAGUUGAUGGUGGAGAUGAAAUUGAGUCUAUCAUAUUUAUGGGUCUAUUUGCUCGUCAAAGUUGUAUUACUUUACCGGUUGCAACUCCAAGUGGUAGAGAGUUUUUUCAACUUUGGGUUACAUCAAAAAUAGUUUCGGAAUCAAAUAGGUUAUUAGCUCGUGAGCGAUAGUCUAACCAAAUCAAAUACUCAAAUUAAACAAAUCAAAUCAUCCUAAUACUACUAGUUAAAACGAUUGAUGACUCGAUUUGAACAUCCAACGCAUAUCUUUGAUUUGAUUUGAUCUCAUCUCGGAACACAACAGGCAGUGCAUGCGGUAUUGUGCUGUGACUUGUGUUGCUGCGAAAUUCUGCCAUGCACGUGCCCCAAUUAAUGUCCAAGCCAGGAGGAAGGCAGGCAGGGCAAAAACAUCCCAAAGAAACGACAAUGGAGCCAGCCAGCCAGCCAGCCAACAGGAAAAGGGAAUAAUUGUCUUAAUUGCGUAAUAAGAGCCCAACCCAAGCUAAAUUACACGUUUAGUCACUCGAAUUAUACAAAUCUUUCACGUUUGCCACCCGAAUUACUUUUCUUUCUUAUUCGCCACUAACUUUACGAAUCGUUUCACCGUUAGUCACCGGCCGUUACACUCCGUUAAAUUUGUCCUACGUGGCAGUCAACUUUAAAGUUUGACCGUUAAAUAGAUGACGUGGAAAUUAAAAAUAAUUAAAAAUAAUAAGUUAUUUUUCCAUCUCAUCAUUCCACUUACUUUAUCAAUAUAAUUUAUCAUAUUACUUAUUUCAUACAAAUUAUUAAAUUACAAAAAAUUAAUUAUCAGGAGGAACAAAUUGCAAAUGCAACAGAGGUUCCUAUUGUCUAGGAAGAUGCUUGAGAUCUCUCCUGAAGCAUCGGUGGCGGGAAGAAAGCUGGUUGAGGAAAGGAUGUCGGCUUUGGAUUCCGACGUAGAAUCCUCCCACCACGCUUCCUCUUUAACCAAAAACCUGGUCCAUUCCGUCCCGAUCUGCAGCGUCGAUUCCUCUUUCGUCGCCUGCCUAUGAUGAAAGCCUAGGUUGGGGUUCUUGCUAUGGGGGUUUUGGGAUAUUUGUGAUAUGUUUGGAGAUGGCGUUCCGGGUCAGUAUUAUGGAUCCCGAUUCACUAUGUCUUUUUGUUUGUUGCAGAGGAUCGCUUCAGCAUUGAAAGCGGAGGAGUCAUACCUUACGAAGAUCUACCGAUCCAAUGAAGCCCCUGCUGCGAUUGACGGUGAGAGACGGCGGAGAUUUGAUCCAUUCUAUCUCCCGGUCGCCCAUUCCUCUUCUGUUUUCCGUCAACGCCGUUAAAAGCCCAAAGUUUAACAAGUUCAAAUCCCUGCUGCAAAGAGAAGGAAAUGGGUUGGGGAAUUUCGAUUUACACGUCGACGGGAAAAGGCGGAGGGAGUUCUUGGCAGCCGUGAUGGAGCUUUUGGCGAUGGCCACAUGGCGGAGGGAGUUCUUGGCAGCCAUUAUGUUUAUCGUACUAUCCGAUUCCCCCUUGGGAAGAGGAUGAGCUGGAGGCGAGCCGAUGAUUCAGCGUGCCUCGGUCGUACUCCAUCAGGUUCUCGACGUCCUCCUUCGUAGACACGGAGAUCAGCGUGUGGGAGGAGAAGUUUGUCGAUCGGUGGACGGCGACCAUCCCGGUCCCUCUGCCGACGUAGUGGAGGAGAUGCCCGCCGAUAAUUUAUUUUUGUAAUUUAAUUAAUUUUGUUUAAUAAAUAGUAUGAUAAAUC
Molecule: messenger RNA, 2236 nt
Organism: Linum trigynum
Lineage: Eukaryota; Viridiplantae; Streptophyta; Magnoliopsida; Malpighiales; Linaceae
Source: the annotation of a GenBank genome assembly